Molecule: messenger RNA, 2248 nt
Organism: Oryzias latipes (Japanese medaka)
Lineage: Eukaryota; Metazoa; Chordata; Actinopteri; Beloniformes; Adrianichthyidae
Gene: eci2
Product: enoyl-CoA delta isomerase 2
Cellular component (GO): peroxisome; mitochondrion
Molecular function (GO): fatty-acyl-CoA binding; delta(3)-delta(2)-enoyl-CoA isomerase activity
Source: RefSeq, a predicted model, not a curated record
ACGUAAACACUAGCAAGUCUCCGUUCAUUCAGUGCUGUUAGCUAAAACGUUGCCUGUUAGCUUUUCCGGUUGUCCUCCUGAACUUUGGACCUUUCAGUUGGGACUGAAAUGGCCGGCUUCGCCCUGAGGAGCUCCGCUGCGUGGCGUUCUGUCCGGCUGAGCAGUUUACUCAGGACCAGUGUUUCCAUUCUGGGGCUCCACACCGCAGCGUCUCCUCUGAUGGGUGCGACAGUGGAGCAGUUUGAGGAGGCAAAGAGCAGACUGUCCACCUUGAAGAAAGAUCCAGGCAACGAGGUCAAGCUGAAGAUCUACGCUCUCUUUAAACAAGCCACUCAGGGUCCUUGUAACGCCCCCAAACCAGGGAUGCUGGACUUUGUCAACAAGGCCAAGUGGGACGCCUGGAAGUCUCUGGGUUCCAUAUCGCAGGACGAAGCCAGGGAGCAGUACUGUGACCUGAUUGGCUCCCUGCUGACAGCUGAGGGUCAAAGCGCCGCCCAGGUAGCUGCAAAGCCUACGGGAGGCGGAGCAGCAUAUGAGACGCUUUUGGUCACAACGGAGGAUGGCAUCACCACGAUCAAGCUGAACCGUCCGGCCAAAAAGAACGCCAUCACCACCGAGAUGUACAACGAGAUCAUUGCAGCUCUGGACCAGGCAGCUAAAGACGACUGCGUCAUCACCGUCUUUACCGGUGCUGGGGAUUUCUACUGCAGUGGGAAUGACCUCACCAAUUUCACUAAGAUCCCUGAGGAUGGGGUGGAGGCCAUGGCCCAGAGUGCUGGAGAUCUGCUCAGGAGGUAUGUGAAGGCAUACAUCGACUUCCCCAAGCCGCUGGUUGCCGUCGUGAACGGACCGGCAGUGGGCGUGUCCGUCACCUUGCUAGGACUGUUUGACCUGGUUUACGCUACAGAGAGGGCUACCUUCCACACCCCCUUCAGCCAGCUGGGCCAGAGUGCUGAGGGAUGCUCCUCCUACACCUUCCCCAAGAUGAUGGGCAAUGCCAAGGCCUCCGAGAUGCUGCUGUUCAACAAGAAGCUGACGGCAGCUCAGGCCUGUAGUCUCGGCCUCGUCACCGAGGUUUUCCCCGACAGCAGCUUCCAGUCCGAGGUCUGGAGCAGAUUGAAGGCCUACGCCCAGCUGCCUCGCAAAUCUCUGGCUCUGUCCAAGCAGCUGAUCCGCUCCAUAGAGAAGGAGCACUUGUACGCCGUCAAUGACGCAGAGGUGGAGCGCCUCAUGGAGCGCUGGACGUCAGAUGAGUGCUUCAACGCCAUCAUGAGCUUCUUCCAGGCAAAGGCCAAGCUCUGAUGGACCCCCCCCCCCCACCUCAGAACUAAAGCUUCAGCUCCUUCGUCUUCACAAGAAGUUACCGACAGCAGCUAACAAACAGAAGGACUUCUGAAACCCUCCUCAUCGUAGAUUCAUCCCUCCUGAGAAUGUUAAAAAGAAGAGGAGGCGUUCAGGUGAACUCCGUACUAUUCAGAGGUUUAUCUCUAAAUGCAGUUUCUGGAAUAAAACAUCUGCAGGUUCCAUAAGCAUCUUUUUACUGAGAAGGACAUUUUAACCUUUAGGUGUUUGUUAAGAGUUUCUGGAUUUGCUAAAACUCAUCUAGUUAUAUUUUAUAACAUUAUUGAACUAAAGUACAGAGAGUCAUAACAGAAAAAAAAUGUUUACCAGGUGCUAUGUUUCACUUUUACUGAAUAAAAAAGUGCCAGAACAAUCCACGACCCACUUAUUCAGAGUGGGUCUUUAAAUUCAUGUAUUUUUUAGCUUGUAACUUCAUUUAGAUCAGUUCUUAAAUUAAGGAGAGACUGUUGUUAUUUUCCCUUAAUGCAUAAAAAUUUAAAUAUAAUGGUAAAAUUGGGUGAAGGAUCAAUACAAAGUUUUUGCAGGAAGGGCUGAGUUAUAUUUCUGCUUUGACUGGACAAAUUGGCCUUCGGCUCCUGAAACAAACAUGUCCUCAUGUAAAGAAUAAGACAACAGACGCAUCAAACCUGCUGCUGGCAGAGCUGCAGGGUGUGGUUGCUUGUGAAAGGAGACCGUGGUGUUUUAUCUGUAAGGAGAACAGGUUUAAAACAUCUCCAUCCACAACACGUGUUUGAGAUGACUUUAACAUUCUCGUCCAGCUAGUGUGGACCACAGCUUAUCAUGGGUUUUAACUUGGUGUGCCUCAUGGCUCAGUUUGGGGGUUUGUCUUCUUUUCUCUGCCAUUGUUGCUCUGAUAUGUUUGCUAAAUAAAACUGUUUCAACUUAA